CAGGGCGACAUGUCGAUUGUCGAGCGGAAGUUUUGGGGGAGGGGUUUGUGUCAACAGGAAGUGAAGACCGCGUCUUUGGAGGGGAUCUGCGUAUUCAUAUUUUCUCCCAGCGUUUUUUUUUUAAACACCCCCGAAGCACGUCCAUAUUGAUAAUGUGAAAGCGAAACGGAUAUCAAAUAACUAAAAGAACAAUUGGCUCAAUGUAAACAUUUGAGUCUUCCGGACAUAAAGAGACCGACCCCCCACCCGUGAAGAAAGAGUUCAAAGUUCACAGGAAGCUGGGGGGCUGCCAUUUUUAGCUUGCUGCGAGGCUAGCAUCUGAACGUAAAGGAGCGGGGGGGUUGUUGCUAGCUAAGCGUUAACUGUUAACUAACCGACGGCUCGCCUCGGCUAGCUACCGUCCUUUCUUCCACCGUGGCCGCUCACGACCUUUCGCCGGUGGAUGAAUUCGGCAUGGAGAAAGUAGCGGAGCCAUCUUGGACUUCUUCGUACACCUACCAGGUGAGCAAGCACAGCGCCGAGAUGCUACACAACCUCAACGUCCAGAGGAAAGAUGGAGGCAGGUUCUGCGACGUGAUCCUGCGCGUCGGCGAGGAGAGCUUCCCCGCUCACAAGGCGGUGCUGGCGGCGUGCAGCGAGUACUUCGAGUCGGUCUUCAGCGGUGGGGGGGAAGCCAGGGAGCUGGAGAUGCACACCAUCAGCCCGAAAGUUUUCAAAGACAUCUUGGACUUCGCGUACACGUCGAGGAUUGUGGUGCGGCUGGAGAGCUUCCCCGAACUGAUGACAGCUGCCAAGUUUCUGUUGAUGCGAUCCGUCAUCGAGAUCUGCCAGGAGGUCAUCAAACAAUCUAAUGUGCAAAUCCUCGUCCCGGCCUCACGGGGAGGAAACGCCAGCCUCUUCCAGGCCGUUGGAUCCACGGAGCUGGGCUUCACGGUGGCCCAGCAGGAGGACUUGGUGAACGGGCUGCAGGUGAAUGGGCAGAGCUUCGCUAACAAUGGACAUGUGGAUGGGAGUGGACUCCUGGGGGACGCCGCUGAUGGAUCGAUGCACAUCCUCCAGCAAGUGGAAGGUUUACCGGUUGUAACAACGGGUAGCUCCUUUCAUCACGGCACCAAGCGGGGAAGGGGGAGACCGAAGAAGGCAGGCGGGUCAGAAGAGCCCGUCGCCUUCCACCACAACACGCAGAAAGACAUUGUCCUCUUCCCGUGCGGGGCUUGCGGUAAAGCUUUCACCGAAGCCUCCCGUCUGAAGAACCACGAAGCCCAACACGGAGCCAACAUCGGUGGACGCUCCGGUAACAUAGGGAUGAUGGGCCAGGAGAACGGGGAACAUUUCCCCGGGGACCUGACGCUGGACAACGGCCGCAAGAGGGAGAGGACGCGGCGGCACGUCGGCUGCGACAUUUGCGGUAAAGUUUUCCGCGACGUUUACCACCUUAACCGACAUAAGCUGUCCCACUCCGGGGAGAAGCCCUAUGCGUGUCACGUGUGUGGACUGCGUUUCAAACGCAAAGACAGGAUGUCGUAUCAUGUGCGCUCCCACGACGGCUCGGUGGGAAAACCGUACGUGUGUCAAAGUUGCGGCAAAGGCUUUUCCAGACCAGACCACCUGAACGGGCAUAUCAAGCAAGUCCACACAACAGAGAGACCCCACAAGUGCCAGAUUUGUAAUGCCUCUUUUGCAACAAGAGAUCGCCUCAGGUCACACCUCGCAUGUCACGAGGACAAAAUUCCCUGCAAAGUUUGCGGCAAGUUCCUCCGAGCAGCCUACAUGACGGACCACCUCAAGAAACACAGCGAAGGGACGCACAACUACUGCGGCAUUUGCAACAAAGGUUUCUCCACUGCCUCCUACCUUAAGGUGCAUACAAAGACUCAUCAUGGCUCUCCACUGCCCCCCUCAGCCACAUUGCACACCUUCCCCCAGCCAAGCGGGGAACUACAGAUGCACAACGGCGCCCCUUACCACAUGGGACGCCAGUGCUCAGUGGAAGACGCCAGUCGACAGCUGGUACUCUCCUCACCCGAGACAGGGGCUCGCUAUCACGGACCUCCAAUCCUCCCCCAGCCAUCAUGCCCUCCAGCAUUGGGCCAGCAGCCCGAGCUGCUAGUAGGGAAGCCAGGCGGGGCUCCGUAUUUCUGGGAGUGUCGCUCUGGUGGGGUGCCCGCUUUCCCCGUCCACGGGCCUGCUGCAGAUGGGCAGGAAAAUGCUGACAAGUGUCCUCAUCUGGAUUCCGAAGAAUCGGAUCCUUCAUUUGGGGAACUGUCCAACGGUGAAGAACUGAAAUCUCCACACAAAACGGACAGGCCGGAGCUGGACGUGCCGUCGCUGGCCUGCAACAGAGUCUCUGAGGGGGGCCUCGGUUCCCCGGAGGGUCCCAAAACCAAGACGGACCCCGAGAAGAAAUUCACCUGCGCCAUCUGCGACCAGGCCUUCCGCACCCGGUCCUACCUCAAGAAACACCAGCACAGAGUACACAAAACCCCCAGGGCUCAGGCGGGCUCGGGGUCCAGUUUAAGCGAGCUGACCCCCUUCUCUCCUCAGCAGAGCAUGUCUCUGCUGGAGUCCUUCGGCUUCCAGAUAGUCCAGUCGGCUUUUGCGUCGUCGCUGGUGGACGCAGAGGCCGGUCAAAGCGGAGUGGACUUUGGAGGGAAGUGAUGUGCUCGGUCCGCCAUGUUCCGUACAAAGCCAGGUCGCUCCGUCUUUGCCUCAAGACUACUUCUCUUGCUCAAUGUGUGUAUUUUUGUCAGACUGCCAUAUGAUUCCUACUUUUUCUACAUUUUGGAAAGUGCAUAUACGCUGUUGUAAUUAUCUUUAUAAAGGAAGAAAAAUAUACGGAGCAUAGGAUGAGACAUGAGUUGUUUUUGUUCUUGUUUAACGGCUUUCACAUGUUUCUCUACAUGUGACGAAUCAACGGAUGCAUCCGAGUACUGUUGCGUUAUCGUCUUAGCCUUCAGAACAAUGGGCGGGGUUUGAUUGUUUAUUUAUAAUGCUCUUUCACCGACAAGACUCUUUCAAUGUGUCCAAUGCAAGCAAACACAAAACUUAGCAUGUUUCCCCUUUUGCCUGAGUCACAAAAGAGCAAGCAACCGACAGAAGACGAAAGUUAAAGGCACUUUUUUUUUCUUUUUCUUUGACUUUUCAAGCACAUUCUCCAGACAUGCUUGUCAGAAUCAUUGCUGUUCCCAAAAUGACGACAAUGUUCCCCGUUCUUUGUGCUCCAUCCAUGCGUGUUCCUUUAUCGAGGACCAAGGUCAGCUAAAUGAUCAGUAUAUAUAUUUUAUGAAAUGUAGAUUCUAUUUUAUUAACUUAUUUAUGCCCCUGCUUUUGGGGUGCACUUUUUUUUUGUUUCUUUGUGUCGUAUGUCAAGUUUUUGUCAAGUUUGAAGCUCUUGUUCUAAGUUAUGUUGGAUGGGAUGUGAGUGUGCGCGCGUUGUUUGCGCCCCUUUCACACAGAAAUACCGCAAAAUCAGCCCUGUAACAGUUGAUCCGGCAUUUAUUCACCCGUGCCUUUUUAUACAGAACAAGCAAGUUUGACAGAAACUGUGCUGAAACAGCACUAAGUGGACUGGGCGGUUGGUGGUAACAGAGGUGGGAUGGCGCCACAAAGUCAAUGUCCCGCUUUGCCAGGUUCUAUCAGAUCUGCUGUGAUGGCUGAUUGGCGACACGUCUGCAUGAAAGGGGCGGUAAUGGCAGCCGCUAAGAAAAUGUGACCCAAAGGACCAAUCAUAGACACGAGUUAGUCAUCGGCGUGACAUAAAAUGAGCGUUCUGUACUGCAUCGUUUCACGGAACCUCGCAGUAUAUGAUUGUGGAAGUAUUUGUCGACAAAACCUGACGUCCUGUCUAGUUAGGAAGGAUGACAAAAGGUUCCUGAUGCAACGCCGAAGUGUGCGAGUGUGUGUAUGUGUGCGAUGUUGCUCUUGUUUUGAUUGGAGUUUCUAUAUUAUUUAUGCUUCUAUAGUGUAUUGUAUCAAAUGUAUAUACCAUCUUAUAAAUAUAUCUAAAUAUUGAAGCAGUGUGUCACUGGUGGACGUGUACAUAAACAUAUUUUGUUGCUUUUGUCUGUUGUGUUAGACGCUUCUUAAGUUAUCUUUUUGUUUUUUGUGACUCCGUUAAGGCUAGUGUUGUUAUUUGGGCGGGGGGGGCAAAGUGAAAGAUGCUUCACUCCCAUUGGUACUCAAAUGUAAAAGAUGCAUUUUUUAUUCUUUGGCUUUCUGCUUUUGGUCUGUUGCAAAGUGCCUUCCAAAUACUGACUGUGCACAGCAGUGGACUCAAACGUCAUCUUUUGGGAGAAUUGUACCGUGACAUUCCUUUUUUUUUUUAUUAUUUAAAUUUUACAGAAUACAUAUAGAGAAAAUGUACACAGACAUACACACAAAGCUUUUAAAAUAUGUUUUGUUCUUUGGACAUAUUUCAGUAUAAGCAUACUUUUCUACAGUAUAGAUCUUUGUUUUUGUACUCUGUUACUCGGUCUCUCUUGUUGCCGCGGAGAUGACAAGCCAAUAAAAUGAAAUGGGAAUAGACAUCUGGCUUUUUGUUUUGAACUUCUAUUUAAAACACUGAACUUUUUUUAGUUUGACACAUUUGGUGCGGUCUUUUUUUCAUUAUUUUACACACCUUAUGCCUGAA
Molecule: messenger RNA, 4630 nt
Organism: Doryrhamphus excisus (bluestripe pipefish)
Lineage: Eukaryota; Metazoa; Chordata; Actinopteri; Syngnathiformes; Syngnathidae
Gene: patz1
Product: POZ/BTB and AT hook containing zinc finger 1
Biological process (GO): regulation of transcription by RNA polymerase II
Cellular component (GO): nucleus
Molecular function (GO): RNA polymerase II cis-regulatory region sequence-specific DNA binding; DNA-binding transcription factor activity, RNA polymerase II-specific; protein binding
Source: RefSeq, a predicted model, not a curated record